Messenger RNA from Plectropomus leopardus (leopard coralgrouper), 1952 nucleotides. RefSeq names its product G protein-coupled receptor 183. The record is from RefSeq and is a predicted model, not a curated record. Gene Ontology annotation, molecular function: G protein-coupled receptor activity; oxysterol binding. Gene Ontology annotation, biological process: G protein-coupled receptor signaling pathway. Lineage: Eukaryota; Metazoa; Chordata; Actinopteri; Perciformes; Serranidae. Gene Ontology annotation, cellular component: membrane.
AACCACAACCACCACACUCAGGGGUGUUAACUUGGGAGCUGAAUCUCUUGUUGUAGGAUGGCUAUUGAAAAUAUCACCCUGGAUUCUGAAAACUCUCCAAAUCAGAGCAGCUGCGAUGUGUUUGUCUACCAACAAGCAGCCGUGGUCCUCUUCCCUAUUUUCUACUCUGUGGUUUUCAUCAUCAGUGCGUGCGGCAACAGCCUGGUUCUCUAUGUCAUCUGCCAGAGGAAGCAGAAGUUCAACUCCACCUCCGUCUAUCUUGUCAACCUAGCACUAUCUGACACCCUGUUCACACUGGCACUGCCCGGAAGAAUCAUUUAUUACAUCCGCCACUUUGACUGGCCUUUUGGUGACGCCCUCUGCAGACUGACCGCACUGCUCUUCUUUGCAAAUACAUAUGCAGGUAUUGGCUUUAUGACGUGCAUCAGUCUGGACCGAUACCUGGCCAUGGUGCACCCACACCGGCUGCAGUGUUUGCGGAGUGUGAAGGUGGUUCGCAGGGUCUCCUGCCUAGUGUGGGCUCUGGUGUCCCUGGAGGUCGCGCCUUUGCUGUUUCGCAGCAUGCUGCGUGAGCACCAGGGUAAACAGACCUGUAUGGAGUACUUCAACUUUGAGGGCUCCCGCUUCAUCCCUUAUCUCCUGCUUCUGGCCUGCACCAUCUCCUUCUGCUGUCCGCUCGUCAUCAUCAUAUGCUGCUACGCAAAGAUCAACCUGAAGCUGCGAGCUGCAGCCAAGCAAAACUCUGUAACUGGUCGAUCGAGGAGAAAUCACAGGGCCAACACCAUUAUUCUCCUCAUCCUCCUCACCUUCAUCGUAUGCUUCAGCCCUUACCACCUCAAUGUUAUGCAGUUUAUGUCCAGAAAGAUAGACCACUGGGUAACCUGCCAGGAACUGCGGGCCUUUAAGGUGUCCUUACAGAUCACAGUUUCACUAAUGAACUUCAACUGCUGCCUGGAUCCAGUCAUCUACUUCUUUGCCAUUAAGACAUACAAGAAGCGGGUGUUGAGCCUGUUCAAGGACUAUCUGUACACUUCCGGUGCCUCCUCCAAAAUGACAGCUGAAAAUAGCAGCAGCAACACCUGAGAGAAACCACAGCCGAGCCUACAGGAUAUAUAUACAUCUAACCAAUGCCACACAGAAGACCUAGUUUACUGUGCGAAACCCAAAAAGGCCUGUUUUUGGUCUCUUGUGUGUUCAUAUGUGAUAUUUGAUGUGUUUUGGAGAAGUAACUUGAGAACUUUAAAAAUAAGAUUACAUUUGCAAAUUUCCUAUGAUGUUUGUGAAUACUGCAUAAAAUGGAUUGUUCCAUAUCUAUUAUAAUUUUCUUUUUACAUUAUGUUGUAUCCGAUUACCUUUGUUUUGUGGGUUUUUUUUUUUUCAUGUGGGUGCUGUACCAGUGGUGUCAAACUGAAUUUUGGUUUCAGUGUUUGUGCAUAGGAGGGUUUUUUGUUUUGGAGGUGGAACCUGGAUAAAACUUUGACAUUAAUGCAUUACAACAGCAACUUUCACUUCCUUUACGUAGAGAAUCAAAUAUGCUGACCAAGUAAUGUGGCAAACAUUUUCUGGUAAAGUGUGUAAGUACAUUUGACAUUUGAGUGCGAAGUAUUAGAAUUCUACAUAUUGUGUAUAAAUAUGAGAGUGAUUGCCCUUAAAGAUUGACACCUGGCUAUUGCAAAUUAAUUUGGCUGGUAUCCGACCCAAUCUCAUCCCUGCUUAUAAAUAUCGCCGCUUUAUUGGACCUACAUGUCAAAAUAUGAAAUGCUACAUACCCUCCUGCGUGAGUUUUGGAAAUUCAGGGACAGCGUGUCCAUUUAUGCCUAUUACCUGCAUUGUGUAAAUUUUUCCUUGUGUGCCACUUCUUUUUUUUUCUCUUUUCUAAACAGUAAAUGUACAGUUUCUGGUUGUUACAUGUAUAUAGUCUUUUUCAUAAUAAACUUGCAAUGUAGGUAAAA